Molecule: messenger RNA, 1224 nt
Organism: Benincasa hispida (wax gourd)
Lineage: Eukaryota; Viridiplantae; Streptophyta; Magnoliopsida; Cucurbitales; Cucurbitaceae
Product: dof zinc finger protein DOF3.6-like
Biological process (GO): regulation of DNA-templated transcription
Molecular function (GO): DNA-binding transcription factor activity; DNA binding
Source: RefSeq, a predicted model, not a curated record
AAAAUUGGUGACAUUUAUAAAGUAUAAUGACAUGAAACUUUCUCUCUCCCUUCUCUCUCUCUCUCUCUAAAAUCCCAUCAAACCUUUUACCAAAAAAAAAAAGAAAGAAAGAAAGAAAAAAAAAAAAGAAAAAGAAAAAAGAAAAACUGAAGAACACACACAAUGGUGUUUCCCUCCAUCCCAUCUAAUUAUCUUGAUCCAACAACAACCCAUCAAUGGCAACGGCAAACAGCAAGCCAUCAAUCUGGAAGUAGUAGUAUCAUUGGAGGCAGCAAUUUUCAGUUGAUAUCGCCGCCGCCGCCGCCGCCACCACCGCAAGUUCGGCCUGGGUCGAUGGCGGAACGAGCCCGAAUGGCGAACCUGCCGGUGCCGGAGACGGCGCUGAAGUGUCCAAGAUGUGAAUCAACAAACACAAAAUUUUGUUACUUCAACAACUAUAGCCUUUCUCAGCCCCGCCAUUUCUGCAAGACCUGCCGCCGCUACUGGACCAGAGGCGGCGCUCUCAGAAGCGUCCCGGUCGGCGGCGGCUACCGCCGAAAUAAUAAGAGAAGCAAAAGUACCUCUAAAUCUCCGGUUAACUCCCAAAGCCAACCUACUACUACUGCAGGAGAAGCAAUGAGAUUAAAUUACAAUAAUGCCAUUUCCACACCAAAUGAAGGAGCUCUGGAUUCAACUCAUCAUCCCAUUGGGAUAGCCAACUUUUUAGGGUUUGAUCAAAUUCAAUGGCGACCACAGCUUCAACUUCACCAAACACAUCCGUCUCCGUUGCUCGCAAAUUCAGCUCGGUUGCUCGGAAAUGGUGGCAUCGACGCAUCGUCAAGCUAUAGCAUUGUCGGACAGAUUCAGAAAAAGAUGGCCGAAACAACGACAAAAAUGGAGGAAGAUGGGCAACAAGUAGAGGUGAAUGUGGGAAAGCCAUUUUGGGGAGUUGUUGGAGGAAGUGAUCAUCGCCAUUAUUGGAGUGGUUUUAAUCCUUCAUCUUCUUCCCAUUCACAAGUAUGAGAGUUUCAUGUUCUUGAUAUUAUAAGCUUGGUUUUUUUUUUCUUUCUAAUUUAAAUUUUAGCAAAACUAGGGUUUCAUGUUGAAGAACUAUAUUUUGAGUUAGUUUUUGAAUGUGAAGAGGGGUGAUUUUAUUCAUGUUUAAUUUUCGUAAAGUCUAAAGUUUACAUGUUACACAUUUUACUCACAAAAGAUCUCGAGCGUAGAACUUUUGUGAGGAGAUGG